UAAUUUCACUCAAAUCAUUGUGCUCUCUUUCGACACCAAACAGAUGAUAAGGACGGAGCUAUGUCGUGAUAACGAACUAAAUGGUUUAUAGCAUUCAUACAGCGCAAGGAUAAUCAUUCGCAAUUGCCAGGAUCGCGAGUGACACAAUUGUGAAGGGACGUGUAGUUCUUUUUGUAAUUUAGUUGAAAAGAAAGGGAAUUGAAAUGAGCAAGCUAUUUAGCUCGAAAUCCAGCGACUUCGAAAACGAGGCGUUAGAAGUUCACAACGAAUACAGACGGGAACAUGGCGUACCACCUUUAAUAUUAAGCAAAGACAUUUGCAAAAUCAGUCAAAAAUGGGCCGAAGAAUUGGCAAAGAAGGAUGCUAUGUCAUACAGUCUAAACAAGCAGUAUGGAGAAAGCAUAUACUGUGGAUGGUCACCGGAUCCAAAUACAAAAAUAAAAGCACGUGACUGCGUGGACAAAUGGUAUAGCGAAAUCAACGAGUUCUCCUUCGGUCGAGAACCGGAGGUACUGACCUGCGGUCACUUCACCCAAAUUGUUUGGAAGGGUACCAAAGAGCUUGGAGUGGGUAGUGCUAAAAGCAAAUCCGGCAAACUUUAUGUCGUCGCCAAUUACUCUGCUCCUGGUAAUUAUAGCGGACAGUUUUGCGCAAAUGUGCUGCCUCCUGGAGCGAUGCAGUUCAGAAAUAACAGCUCUAAGGUUGAAACGAACAAUAACAUAGAGCCAAUUUCUCCAAACCAAAGAAGUAGUAAAAACAUAGGUGAUUUCGCUUCAGAUUUGGUCAACAAAUUGAAAUCGACGUCUAUUUCUGGUGAUAAAUUCGAGGACGAAUGUCUUAAAGCACACAACUAUUAUAGAGAGAAACACGGUGUACCGCCACUGGAACUUAAUAAAAAACUAAAUAAAUAUGCAGAAGAGUGGGCUAAAACGUUAGCAAAGAAAGGCAGUAUGGAGCACAGAGACCAGAAUGAAUAUGGCGAGAACAUAUUCUUCGCCUGGUCAUCGGAUCCCAAUUUCACAGUGUCUGGUAAGGAGCCCGUAGACAAAUGGUAUUCAGAAAUUAAAGAUCACAAAUUCGGAAGGGAGCCUACUAGUCUUGGCACAGGUCAUUUUACUCAAGUGAUUUGGGAAGAUACAAAGGAGGUCGGUGUUGGUAUAGCUAAGUCGAAAGACGGUCAAGUUUACGUAGUAGCAAACUAUUAUCCUCCAGGCAAUAUGAUUGGUAGUUUCUCUACCAAAGUUCGCCCGCCUAUUAAUUAAGGUACUUCGCCAAAGACAUUUACAUUCCAAAUAUUUGCUUUACAUUUACUUUUGUGUUUUAAGUUUUUUAUCUUUGAAAACAAAAUGUACUUAGUUUAUUUGUUUUUUUACUUUACCAUUGUUUGAAUUUGCUUUUUAAGUUUUUUAAUUUAUUAUAUAUUAUUUAUUGUUGUGAGGCUAGUAAUAAAUCAACUUAAUAAUUUAUUAUUUUGCACGAUAAUUUAUUGGAGGUGCUACACAAUAAGUGGAUAUUAAUUAAGGAUUAUAAGAGUAUGAAUGCAAGAAUAACUGUCUAUAUUCUAAGAUGAGGAGUGAAAGGGUUUUUCACUACAAUAAUUUGUGUUAUGAGUGAAAUUGCAAUUUGUAUUGAUUAAAUGAGGACUGUAAUUUUGAAUUCAAUAUUAAGAAAUUGAGACAAGUAUGUAUCGUGAUCCUAUGAAUACAUCGGCUGCAUAUAUAUGUUUUUGAAAUAAGCCACAAUUCAUGAUUUUGAAUGAUUCCACAUCCAUUACAACUUAAGCGUGUAUUCCGAUUAGCCUAGUAAUUGUAUUAGAAAGGCUAAUUUUUAAUAGUCGUAUCAAAGAUAAUAGCUAAUAAGUAAAUAAGCUUUUGCUGGGCAAAUUUAAUUAUUCGACCUUUUGGUCGACAUAUUUUUUGCCCACUGAAUUUCUUAAUUUUGUAUGUAACUUUUCUUGUAAAUGAGAGAGAGCAUUUUUCUAUUGUGAUAUUCGCUACGAAACAAGACAUUGUGAAGAUCGUAUGAUGUAAUUUUUUUCCAUUUUUUAUAGAAAUAAAAUUUGGCAUAAAAAUAUUAAUGAUUUUCAUUGUAUAAACACAUUAAUCGUAACUAUGAUCUAUUCUGUAUUAUUUAGGUAAUAGGUAAUGAUCUCUCAUAAUUAUGAUGACAAAAUUAAGUAUUGUAACUGACUACCUAUUCUAUUCUAUUCAAUUUUUGUAAAUGCUGGCUGUUGUCUUCUUAGACAAUUCAGCCAAUGUCAGGGUUCAGUACUACAGAUGAUCAGUUUUUUUUGCAGUUUUACGCAUUUUCCACUAUUGGCCGGUUGAGUGACCUAAAAGGGUUAAAUAAAAAGGUUAUAGAUGACACAAUGACAAACACUACAGUUACCAAUAAAAGCAUUAGUAAUAAUAAAUGGGAGUUUAAAAGUUACAAUUUAAUUUUAUUGGUGUGAAUAUACUUGGCAAGGACUUGGAUGAAGGGAAAGUCUACCAUGAUCUCUUUACCGACCGGAUACACAGCUCUCUGCAUCGAGUGCUACCAAGGGCUGCCGAGUAAUACCGAACUAUUCUACUCACCCGUCCACAUCUGUACCCUUAGCACGAACCAUUAUCGAAUUCGAAUAGUUUGCAAACUGAAAUGUCAAUGUCAAAUUUUGUAUGAAAACUUGUACAGCAGCGGCACAAAGUACGUAACGAGAACUAAAACUCAGUACACAUUUGACAAUGACAUUUCGGACUCGCAAACGAUACGAUUUCAAUAUUGGUUCGUGCUAAGGGUAGAUCCAGUAUUUUUUUUGAAAGAUGACAUGAUGUUAUUAUAAAAUUAUAUUAUAGUUAUAAAAGCUGCUGCUACUAACAACUUUACAUAUAAACAGAUUACUAUGCUCUCAAGAUGUCAAUUAAAUUAAAUCGAAGUAGUUUAUAUCACAAAAUAAGUGAUGGAAUCAAUUUAAAUAUCAUACUGAAACCAUUAGUUCUAAGCUGAUUUACAAAGUGACGUUUGAAUUAACAAAAAUAUUUUACCUAUGUGGGUGCGGUAGAUACUGUUAAAAUGAUUGACAUUUUAAUGUAACGCACCUGAAUAUUAUUAUGGGAUAUUAAUGUUAGUACUAUUAUUCAUAAAAGAGUGUUUUUAUUAGUAAAUGUACACUUUUUUGCGAAUAUUAACAAUCAAAUUUAAUAUAAUAACGGAUAGGGAGUAUUCCUAGUUAUUAAGUAAUGUUAUCUAUCCUGAUCAAUGUUGAUAGUUGUGAUUGUGAUUUGUAGAAACCGUCAUGAUAACGCCGACGUUCAAGGCGCGCUCCACAUCACCAGAUAUAGAGUAAGAAUCGCUCGGGAGUGUGCUACUUUUCUUUUUCCUAUGUAUCCUCGUUUUGUUUUUCGAAAAUAUGUUUUUUUUUUACUCUGGCGAUGGUGAUUCGCUGGUACCUAUGACAUUAGUAUGCAUUAGAAACUAAGAUUGCUGACAGUGAGAUACGAAUACAUUGCCGUACUGCCAGUGGUUUGUGUAUAAAAAAAACGACGGGUUGCACUCCGGGAGUACCGGCAGAAGUGAAAACUUUGAAUACCAACGUUGUGCAUUUUUGAUAUACAAGAUCAUCACAUUUAAGCGCACCUAGCGACAUCUAUCGUUAAAAAAGUGCAUUUUCUUCGCAAUAAAGCUGUCACCUGGAAGUCUAGAUAGAGACUUAUUAUUAUAAUACGAUAAAAUAAAAUAUUACUAUGGUUUGUCCAAUAUAUUAAAAGUAAAAAACCGUUCCAAUUUUAUUGUUUUCGUCUUACGAAUUUUCGAUUAAGUCACGUGUCCACGUGUCCUGACGUGAGUUUAUCAUUUUUUACCCAUACAAAAAAAAUGUACAACGCCGCUAAAGAAGUUUUCACUUCAAAAAUUCCUGUAGCACUUCGGAAUUUCCAACAGAAGUGAUAACUCGAAUCUCAUAAAAAGCUAAACUAAGAUAAAUAAAACACCGCAUCUCAAAAAAUGCCAAACUGCCCAACGAAAUUUUCACUUAAAAUAAAAGUAAAUUAGUUAAACCAAGUAUAACUGCUGUACCAGCUAUCUUCGCGUUUGGACUUUAUCACCACUUAACUUCAGGUGUGGUAGAGUCAUUUGCCUACCUGGCUAUAAAAAAAAUGGGUGCGUGUACUUAUGUAGGCGCGUGAGAAGUUAUCCUUCUUUGGCAUCGUUUAAAAUUAGUUUUUAAUUGCAUGCAAAUAAUUAAUUACAAUAAAUUAAUAAAAAGUCUGGAAAAGGACGAAGUCAAUAAAGUUCAGUUUUAAUUUUAAAAAAUAAAUAAAUAAUCAAAAUAUUCAAUUAAAAUCGCUACUGAAUAUAAUUUAUUAGAACUUAUGUGAUUUGCACUUGUAUGAAACUCAAACGCGUAUUCCGAAUAUACAAACUAGAAACAUGUGGAUAAAUAUUAUAAAUAUGAAUACCUAUAACUGUUACUUUAUUACAAAAAAUAAAGAUGUGGUUUUUGGUUCUACUACACCAAUGGUCAAGAGAUGGCGCUGUAGUCUCCUGAAUCGCGCUUUGGUUCCGUUGUUCCAGAUUAAUAAAUACUUUUUGUUACUUUAUUACAAAAAAUAAAGAUGUGGUUUUUGGUUCUACUACACCAAUGGUCAAGAGAUGGCGCUGUAGUCUCCUGAAUCGCGCUUUGGUUCCGUUGUUCCAGAUUAAUAAAUACUUUUGAUAGGCCUUCACAAUGCAGUCGUUAGCACCCACUAAAUAGAGAUUCUAUUUCUAUUUUAUUGGUAGAUUUUCUUAAUGUGCGGUAAACACAAAAGUAACGCAUGAAGUUGGUCGCU
Molecule: messenger RNA, 4808 nt
Organism: Chilo suppressalis (striped riceborer)
Lineage: Eukaryota; Metazoa; Arthropoda; Insecta; Lepidoptera; Crambidae
Source: the annotation of a GenBank genome assembly